Copidosoma floridanum is the source of this 1633-nucleotide messenger RNA. Its product is annotated as ornithine decarboxylase 2-like. The record is from RefSeq and is a predicted model, not a curated record. NCBI's taxonomy places the organism in Eukaryota, Metazoa, Arthropoda, Insecta, Hymenoptera, Encyrtidae. Gene Ontology annotation, molecular function: ornithine decarboxylase activity. Gene Ontology annotation, cellular component: cytoplasm.
UUAAAAUCGCGCGCCAACACAUAUAGACAUUACCCGCACUUUUAUAGCUCCGCAAAGCUUUGUUGUUUUCAUUGUUGUUGGUGUUCACUGCGAAGCUUCGAAAAUUCCCGGCCAACGCAUUUUGGUGAUCAGGUUGUUUGGUCGGCGUCGAAAAAAUCGGUAACAAAAAGGGAUAACUCGUGUGUUGGCCUGGUAAAUCUGACCAACCGGUAAAAAUGACGCUGUCACUAUUGCCCUACGACUUUGACGAGGUGCGCAUCUUCGACGACAAGCUCAGUGACCUCGAAAUCAUCAGGAAGAUCAUAGCGAUCGAGAACCUCGAGGAUCCCUUUCAUAUGUUCGACGUCGGGGACGUCGUGCGCAAACACAGGCUCUGGACCGACAAAAUUCCUCGAGUCGUCCCUCACUACGCUGUGAAGUGCAACCCGAACCCAACAGUGAUAAAAACACUGGCCGCGUUGGGCGCGAGCUUCGACUGCGCCUCCAAGCAAGAAAUAGUGCAAGUCAUGGCGUACGGGGUACCAGCCGAUAGGAUAAUCUUCGCUAACCCCAUAAAGACCCCCUGCCAGAUCAGGUACGCCCAGAAGGUCGGCGUCUCGAAAAUGACCGUCGACAGCAUGUGGGAGCUGAGGAAAAUCAAGGAGUUUUACCCGGAAGCCAAGGUAAUAAUCCGUUUUCGGUGCGACGCAUUGGUAUCUGACGCCUACCUCGGCGCAAAGUUCGGCUGUGAUCCAGACGAGGAGGCCAAGCUCCUGAUCCGCGGCUGCCGGGACCUCGGCCUGGACCUCCACGGCUUCAGCUUCCACGUGGGCAGCCCCUGCGGCGAAGUCCUCGCCCUCAGCCGCGGCAUCGGGCUGUGCAAGGGCCUCAUCGACACAGCCCGCGACUACGGCUUCUACAACGUCCAGCUGAUCGACAUCGGCGGCGGCGUCCCCGGAGAGGCCGACUUUGUCCUCGACGAGUUCGCAGACGUGAUAAACGAGGCCCUGGAGGACGUGGACCCGUCGAUCCGAGUGAUCAGCGAGCCGGGACGCUAUUACGUGACCUCGGCCUUCACCGCAGUCGCUUACCUCCACGGGAAAAAGACGACCGUAGACAAGAACGGCUUCGAGCAUAAUAUGUAUUACGUCAACGAUGGCGUCUAUGGCUCGUUCCUUGAGGAGCUGCUGCAGCUAAAAUCGCGAGUACCCCAAGCUGUCGAUGAGAGUCGCGAGACCCAGGACAAGCACUUGUCGACUUUGUGGGGCCCAACCUGUGACUCGUUGGACUGUAUACUUAAAGACGUGAUGAUGCCAGAGUACCAACUUGGCGAUUGGCUCUACUGGAAAGACAUGGGCGCAUACUCGACCUGCCUUGGAACUAAUUUCAACGGCUUUGGAGUGCCCAUCAUCUUUCCCGUUAUGCGAAGAAGUAACUGGAAUGAUUUUAUGUCAGAGAUCAGUAAAAACAAUCAAGUGAUAGUAAGAGAAAUCGACGAUGAGGCUAGCGAUCAUCCCAAGUCGGAUAGCGAUGAAGCCAGCGAACUACGGAGCAACAACUCAAAUUGCAGCAUGUAGCCUCUAUGAUGGUGCACUUCUCAACAAUGUAGUUUCAAGUCCACCUAAUUUUACUAUCAAUUUAUACAUAUAUUUUC